AUGAGUUUAACAUAUAUCCGUUUAUUUAUAUCGAUUGUUAUUUUAAUACACGAAAUCGAUGCUCGACAUCGCUCCUACUAUGGGACUAAAGCUCCAUAUAAAGUACCUGUAUCAUCAUCACAUGUUCCUAAGGAGUUUGAAUUGGUAUGCAGCCAAAUGAUUGUUCGACAUGGUUGUCGAACUUUGAAAACUGUCGAUUUCGAUCGUUUAACAAUGAUGCUGUGGAACCAAGCGAAAAACGAAAAUGCACUGACAGACUAUGGUCGACAAUUUGGCGAAGAUAUUCAAGAUUUUAUGACCAUUACUGAUAGAAUAGGGCGUGAACAACUCUCAAAACUCGGUAAACGCGAACAGAAAAAUCUCGCCCAUCGUUUGAGCAAACGUUUUGAACACAUUUUACGCAAUUCUUCGAGAAAGAUUCGACUUGUUAGUAGUGGUUUGCCUCGAACGCAAACAAGUCUACACGCAUUUGCUACAGGAAUGCCAUUGGAUGCUGCAUCUCUAUUCAUUUAUGAAAAUCCAAAUCCCAAUUUACUUCUCUUUAAUCCGAGUUCUACAAAACGCCAUCAACGAUUCCAUAGCACACUGGAAUCGAUUCGAAUUCAACCAUUGUCUAAGCGAAUGGCGUAUAAAUUUCUCAGGCGUCUAUAUAAACCGUCGUUCAUUCGUCGGCUCGCUCAUGGUCAUUAUAACAUUGUCGAUCACGACCUGAAACAAUCGAUCGAGAACGAAAUCGAUGCUGCAAGUGCUCAUCAUGCUGUUCUAUUAAAUACUGCGAGUUUACGUGAAGACGGUGUUCGACCUUUGCUCGAAAAGUAUUUCUCUCCCGAUGAACAACAAUGGUUUACUUAUCUUUACGAUGCAAAAAAAUAUUAUCAAUCGGGUCCGAGCUUUUACAAUCAAACCAUAUCGUUCGAUAAUGCUCAAGUUUUACUUGAUGACUUUGUACUCCAUGCCGAAGAAUGUUCACGAACAACUGCGAAACAUUUUCUUCGUGCCCGAUUUGGACAUGCCGAAACCAUUAUUCCAUUUGCAGCUCUUCUCCAAAUUCCAAUCUUAAGCGACAAGCAAACAUUCAUCAACGAUACGUUCACCUAUGAAAAUAAUGCAUGGCGCGGAGAAAUUCUUUCUCCACUGUCAGCUAACAUUCAAUGGGAAAUCUAUCGAUAUGAAAAUAUUCUCGUUCGAAUGUUGUUAAACGAAUAUCCAGUUCCAUUUAAACGGCAAUGUCGACCGUACAGUGAAAGACAUCAUUUAUUCUAUUCAUUCGAUGAACUCAAACGAUGUUAUCGUAGACAAAAAUCCUGA
Molecule: messenger RNA, 1308 nt
Organism: Adineta ricciae
Lineage: Eukaryota; Metazoa; Rotifera; Eurotatoria; Adinetida; Adinetidae
Source: the annotation of a GenBank genome assembly